AUAAAAAUCACGUUUUCUAUGAUUUGAUACAACACUUGACUUAUAUAUUAUAUUAUAAAUAAUUUAAGUUUUGAUUGCAAUUUGUUUGUUAUGUUUUGUAUUUACUAUUAUUAAAACAUUUGACCACAGAUUAUAUAUAAUGGCCAACGAUUCACCAAACGCCGAGUUUGUGUCCAAUCCAUGGGCUAUAGAGAUACCGAAGUUUACUAAAGAUGACAACAAAUCGGGAAUUUUGGUCGAAAGCUCUUUUGCUACACUUUUUCCGAAAUAUCGCGAAAAAUACAUAACGGAAUGCUUUCCACUGAUCAAAGAAGUGUUGAAUGAAAACAACAUUAAAGCUGAGUUGGAUCUGAUUGAAGGAUCGAUGACUGUGGCCACCACUCGACAGACAUGGGAUCCGUAUAUUAUUAUUAAAGCCAGAGAUGUUAUAAAAUUAUUGGCCAGAAGUGUUCCCUACGAACAUGCGAUCAAAGUGCUGGCGGAUGAAGUGACGAGUGAUAUCAUUAAAAUCGGAACUUUGGUCAGAAAUAAGGAACGAUUUGUUAAACGAAGACAACGACUUAUUGGACCCAACGGAUCAACUUUGAAGGCCAUCGAAUUGUUAACCAAUUGUUAUGUCUUAGUUCAGGGAACAACUGUAUCUGCAAUUGGACCGCACAAAGGAUUACAACACGUGAGGAAGAUAGUGAUCGAUACAAUGAAAAAUAUACAUCCAGUAUAUAAUAUCAAAGCAUUGAUGAUUAAAAGGGAAUUAGCUAAAGAUCCCAAACUCAAGAACGAAAGUUGGGAUCGAUUUUUACCACACUAUAAGUCAAAGACUUUGUCGAAACGUAAACAACCAAAGGUUAUUAAAAACAAGACUAAGAAGGAUUACACACCAUUCCCUCCGCCACAAACUGAUAGCAAAAUUGAUAAACAAUUGGCUUCUGGAGAGUAUUUCCUUAAAGACAAUGAAAUGAAAGCUAAGAAAAUGAAGGAAAAGUUUGAGAAAAAAGUUUCUGCAGAAGUGAAACGACAGGAGCGCCGAAACGCACCGUUUAUUCCUCCAGAAGAGGCACCUAAUGACAAGUCUAACUCACAAAUUGAGUCAUCAAAUGUAAACAUCGAUAAAUUUAAGAAAAAAAUGAAAACAUUUCAAAAUAAGGGUUUUAACAGAAAUGAUGAGAAAUCUAGUAUUAGUAGACAACCAGUGGUCAGAAAUAAAGAUAUUAUGAAUAAUAAACAGAAAACUAAACACAAGUAAUUGCUAUUUGAAAAGAUUUCAUUGUUUUAAAGUCAUAACAAAUAUCUUUUAUUAAUUGUUAAACUCAUUUGCAAUCAAUAUAAUUAUGUAAUAAAUAUAUUUUAGUUACAUUUUAGUUACAUUUAUCGUACUGUAUAUAAUUGAUGUUCAUUUACAGAGACAAUCAAUUUAUUGUCAUUAAUGGAUAUUAUUUAUUGUAUUGAUUUUCAAGC
This is a messenger RNA of Oppia nitens, 1455 nucleotides long. RefSeq names its product KRR1 small subunit processome component homolog (gene dbe). Gene Ontology annotation, cellular component: small-subunit processome; nucleolus. NCBI's taxonomy places the organism in Eukaryota, Metazoa, Arthropoda, Arachnida, Sarcoptiformes, Oppiidae. Bases 140 to 1243 code for a protein of 367 amino acids. The transcript has 2 exons. The record is from RefSeq and is a predicted model, not a curated record. Gene Ontology annotation, molecular function: RNA binding.